Ctenopharyngodon idella (grass carp) is the source of this 3364-nucleotide messenger RNA. RefSeq names its product proline dehydrogenase (oxidase) 1a (gene prodha). The record is from RefSeq and is a predicted model, not a curated record. Gene Ontology annotation, cellular component: mitochondrion. NCBI's taxonomy places the organism in Eukaryota, Metazoa, Chordata, Actinopteri, Cypriniformes, Xenocyprididae. Gene Ontology annotation, molecular function: FAD binding; proline dehydrogenase activity. The coding region runs from base 97 to 1956 and encodes 619 amino acids. The transcript is spliced from 14 exons.
ACCCUCCCGUCCGGGGUGUUUCCAUCUCAUUCAUCUAGAAACCUCCAUCGUUACGAGAACCACUGUUAUAUUUCCAUUGUCAUAUCUUCAUCAGAAAUGUCUUACUCUAAAGUUAUCCCCGCUCUGGCCAGAGUAAAGCCGAGUCAGUUAUUUGGUGUGAGGCUUCGCUCCACAGCAGCAUCCACGCAGCACAAAGAGCAGAAGACCGAAGACACGCCGCUGGAUCCGACCUGCACGAUAGUGGAGAAGCCCUGCGAUGUGGAUCUCAUCAGCGGGAAAGCGCACACGGACAGCCAGAAGAUCUCCAUCGAUUUCGACAACACACAAGAAGCCUAUAAGAGCAAAGACACACUGGAGCUCCUCAGAAGCCUGCUGGUGUUUAAACUCUGCACCUUUGACUUCCUGGUUGACAAAAAUAAAGAGCUGAUGGACCUCAGUAAAAAGGUUCUUGGCCAGCGGCUCUUCGAGAAACUGAUGAAAAUGACCUUCUACGGUCAGUUUGUUGCGGGUGAGGACCAGAACUCCAUCAAACCUCUGAUUGAGAAGAACCAGGCGUUUGGCGUGGGUUCGGUUCUGGACUACAGCGUAGAGGAGGACCUGACUCAAGAAGAGGCUGAGAAGAAGGAGAUGGAUUCCUGUGUUUCUGAGGCUGAGAAAGAGAGUCAUGGUAUGGAUCAUCGUGAGAAAAAGUACAAAGCUCAUCGCCAGUUUGGAGAUCGGCGUGGAGGAGUGAUCAGCGCUCGGACGUAUUUCUACGCAGAUGAAGCCAAGUGUGAUCAUCACAUGGAGACAUUCAUCAAGUGCAUCAAAGCUUCCGCCGGAAGCUCUGUCGAUGGAUUCUCGGCCAUUAAGAUGACCGCACUGGGCCGGCCGCAGUUCCUGCUGCAGUUCUCUGAGGUGCUGGUGAAGUGGAGGAGGUUCUUCAACCUGUUGGCCGCCCAUCAGGGGAAAGACGGCAUGGCCAUACUGGAGCAGAAGCUAGAACUCGAACAACUGCAGGACAGUUUGAUCAAACUGGGAGUAGGUGCUAAAUCAGACAUUGAGAACUGGUUUACUGGAGAGAAACUGGGUUCAUCAGGAACCAUUGAUCUGUUGGACUGGAACAGUCUCAUCAAUGACACAACCAAAAUCUCCAACCUGCUUGUGGUGCCUAACAUGGAGAGUGGUCACCUGGAGCCUCUGUUGAGCAAAUUCACUGAUGAAGAGGAGAAACAGAUGAAGAGGAUGUUACAGAGAAUGGACGUCCUAGCCAAGCACGCUGUGGAGAACGGCGUGAGGCUGAUGGUGGACGCAGAACAGACAUAUUUCCAGCCGGCCAUCAGCAGACUGACCCUGGAGAUGCAAAGGAUCUUCAACAGAGAAAAACCUAACAUCUUCAACACCUACCAGUGCUACCUUAAAGAAGCGUAUGAUAAUGUGUCCGUGGAUGUGGAGCUGUCGCGUCGGGAGGGCUGGUACUUCGGCGCUAAGCUGGUCAGAGGAGCGUACAUGUGUCAGGAGAGAUCUCGGGCGGCAGAGAUUGGCUACGAAGACCCCAUCAACCCUGACUAUGAGGCCACCAACAGGAUGUACCACAAGUGUCUGGAGUACAUUCUAGAGGAGAUUAAUCUCAACAGGAUGGCCAACGUCAUGGUGGCAUCUCACAAUGAGGAUACGGUCAAAUUCACACUGGAAAAAAUGAACGAGAUGAGUCUCUCUCCCACUGAGAAUAAGGUUUACUUUGGACAGCUGCUAGGAAUGUGCGACCAGAUCAGCUUCCCGUUGGGUCAGGCAGGAUUCCCGGUGUACAAGUAUGUUCCGUACGGUCCCGUGAACGAGGUCAUCCCGUACCUGUCUCGCCGAGCGCAGGAGAACCGCGGCUUCAUGAAGGGUUCGCAGAGAGAACGCAGCCUGCUGUGGAAAGAGAUACAGCGCAGACUCUUCAAUGGACAACUGCUCUACAGACCUGUGUACUAAAACACACACACACACACACAACUGAACAUCAGCUGUAUUUAAAAUAUGGACCCGUCCCCCUACCAGAGCGCACAACCAUGUGAGUGUGGGAAACUCCUCACCAAAUGGACAUUAAUACAAUCCAUAAGUUUUAUAGUUUGUGUACAUCAGUGGCUGUAAAAUGAACUAGAGUUAAAGAUAACAUGAAAUUGCAUUUGCGAUACAUUUAACUUCUGUGAUGUGACGUGAAAUAGAAAGUGUAACAAAAUUCAGAGGGAGAUAAUAUCAGUAAUAAUAUUUUUUUCUUUAUUUCACAUAAACCAUUAUCUGAUGAAAAGCAAACAUUUAUAAAUAUUUAAAUGUAUUUAUUUUUUUAUUUUAUUCCACAUAACCCAAAAAUUUCAUAAUAUAUGAAAUGUUUAAAUAUAUAUAUUUUAUUUUUUAUUUUAUUUUAUUGUAUUCCUCAUAACACAUUAUCUGAUAUAAAGCAAGCAUUUAAAAAGUAUAUUUUAUUAAACAAAGUGAAUCAGAAAGUUAAUGUAGGAUAUUGGGUGGGACAUGUUAAGUUAUGAAGUUAAGACAUGUUUAGUUACAUGAGCAGAACAAAUCGUCUAAGUCAUGUCAGAUAUGGAGAAAGUUUGGGACAGUUACGAAGACUGUAAAUAGAGUCUGUUUUAAUUAUAUGUUAUCUUUAAAUCAGCUCUUCAUCAUUCCACUGUCUUUACAUCACUGGUUAUGUUUGGAAUAACUUCGACCAUACUACUCAUACUGUGUUUGCAUUAUGAUCACUGUAUCAGACACAACACUGCUAAUGUGACAAAUGAACCAAUAUCAGCUGCCAUUUUUAAUCACAGACCUUUUUACAAAUGCAAAAUAUCUGUAUUAUUUCAGAGAUAACACAAUAAGGUCAUGUGACAAUAAUAUAUAUACACACACAUAGUAUAUAGUGCACAAUAUGCAGUACACUAGUUUCAAGUGAAAAACGUUUGACCUGUUGACGCACAUGGACUGUUUUCAUACUGACAAUGACGAGUUUUUUGUAUUAUAUUUAAUAGUUAUUUAACCAUAUAAUUAUGAUUAAAUGUCUAUUAACAGACAGGUUCGACGCAUUUUAGCACUGUAUAUUCUGUUUAGUGUAUGACUGUAAUAUAAAUUCGUUUUUUUUUUGGCUUUUUCUUUUGCUCAUUUUAAAAACUGCUGAAAUGUAAGUUUGGGUUUGAAUUGAAAUGAGUUUGGAUGAAGUGUGCAUAUGAAUCUUUCAGUUGUUUGAAAUAUUUACUGCUCUUUUAUUAUGUAAAUAAUAUAAUAUAGCGACAGCGCACAGUUCUCUCCCCAGAGUGAUUUUAGACACUUUUGCACUGUUUAACUAGAUGAAUAUGGAUGACUGUAUAUAAACAUGUCUUAAAUAAAAAUGACAGUUUGUUACAAA